Messenger RNA from Amoebophrya sp. A25, 1655 nucleotides. The record is from the annotation of a GenBank genome assembly. NCBI's taxonomy places the organism in Eukaryota, Dinophyceae, Syndiniales, Amoebophryaceae.
CAUUUAUAUUCAAGUCCAAGUCCGAUCUAGUCUUUAUUUUUCCCGCCCUCCUACUCCCUAGGAAAAAAAAAAAUGUUGAGCAUCCUGUCAGCGAAACUCCAGCAGGAAGCUGAAAAGUCACAACAGGUGGCAAUUGCGAAAGAAAAGAGGUUUAAUGCUGCUCUUGUUGGCAUUCGUGCACCGGGUCCCAGAGUUCCAAUUAGCAAGGCAAGGGCCUUGCCGUGGCAAAAAUUUGCAGGCAUCCAAGGAUCAUCAUCUGCUUCAAGCUCUAGUGCUGCCAAGUCUCUGCCUUACUUUAAGCCACCAUCGCAUUGUGCCACAGGCGUUUCUUCCGCGAAAGCAAAGUCAUUAGGUGGGAUUCCAAGAGAAGUGAUGACAGGCAAGCGAAAAGUCGCUUGCGACAUAGCCGGCAACAUCCACAAGCUGGGCAAUGCUCUGUCGAGCCUGGAUAACAUGUUGUUGAACUCGAAAAGCAACGCUGUUGCGAAUUCCCGGCUUCGCACCUACGAGAUCAUAAUGUCCAAGUCUUCUAUCAAACCGUGGCCAGCCACCGAGGUGUCCUUGUACACUUUCAUAGGUGUAGCGGUUGCGGCCGAGUAUGCGUCCACCCCGGAGAUCGUGAGUGAUGUUCUUGCCGCGUCCCCCAACCUCGAGGACCACAUCGGGUUGCGAACGCGGGAAGUCAUAGCAAGGCUCAAGAGGAAAGGAGUUUUUGGUGACCGUGAGCAGAAACAAGCACUGUCGCUUCGGAUGAUUGGAAGGCUGAAGUACGGCGUUGAUCCAUCAUCUCUAGGUCCAAAACUUGUUGCAACUUUGCUCAUCGCGCUCUUUGGCGCUCUCAGGAAAAGCGAAGGUGCGGCUUUGGUGUACGGGAGGUCUUCUCCGGAUUACAUUGGCAUGAGAUUUGACGAUUCGGACGAGUCGCUGGUGCUAGAUUUUUCGAUGUUUCGCCAGAAAGGCGGUCCUCGGUGCGCUAAGGUCACACGUAUUUUCUGCGCGUGUGCCAAGGACCGAAAUCCGGACGAUGGCCCAAAGGAGCAGCUGUGCCUUAUCCACAGCAUGCCGCUUAGGUUGUGCAUCCAAGGCAUGAAGUCCGGGGGUCUUGAUAUUCUUUGGGCUAUUAAUAGUUUACUCAAAGUCUUGAGGUUACCAGUAGAGCAAGCUGCUAAGUUUGCUACACAUAGUUGUAGAGUAGGUUGCGCGGUCCAUUUGUUUUCGCUCGAGGCCCCGCCCGAGCAAAUCACUCAUCAUGCUAGGUGGAGCGAUACAACUAUGUUGUUUUAUUAUGCUAGAAAUAGUAAAAAGAACGCUCGUCCCCCUCACUGGUCCAAUUCUAUCAAUUGGAUCAAAAAUUCCGCAUUUAUAAAGAGCUCUGUUAUUGGCCUUCCACAAGAGGAGGAUUUCAGUGUCGAGUUUGAUUUCGACGAUGUACUUUGGGAGCAAGAGAAGGAUGAUUGAUUGAUUCUAUGACAUUCCAAAUGGUCCCUUUAUGUCCAGUCCUCAGCUCUUUUUCCCCAAGCUGAAGAAAAAGAAAAUCAUCAUCAGUCAUGCCUUACUUCCUGUCGCAAGUAUUCCCCUAUGUUCCGAAAAGGUUGCAUACAGAAUCAAAACCUGACGAGGGAUGAGUGUUUUUCAUAGGAAAAAAUGCAAAACAG